UUCACGUCAUCAAUCAGCAGGUGGCUGCAGGGCGCGUCUCGCGUUCUUAUUUAAUUCUCCAGUCACAUUUAGGAUUUAAUACUGAUCAUGGAGUGCAUAAGUUUGUAUUUUUGUUGUUCUUUGUACUUUCUUGGCAUACUGCACAUUGCCAGAGUUUACACUUGCGGGACCGUGGGUCAUCUAGAAUAUAGCAGUGUCGUCCAUGACAUGGCGCCCAAGCCAGGAGCGGUCAGGCUGUGUAGGGCUACAGGAGACAGUGAGUUUAUGAAAAACCCUCCGGUUAUGCGACCAUAUCGCGUUUUCCCAAUGUUCCGACAUGUUCCGGUUCCCCUCGUUGACAGUGAGCUGUUCAGACCCGUCUCCGAGAGAAGACACGUUCCAAAUCGUUUGACUAGUCUUCUAAUUCCUAAAAAGAACCCUCAGCGCAUCCAAGUGUCUCCGGUGGAUAAUGGUCAUGGUGUGCAGGUGUGGUGUGGUUACAGUAAGAUCUCAGUGCGCAUGAAUAAGAACCUGAUGGGCUUCAAAAGUUCACCGUCUUCAUUUUACCUGGGAACGUGUCCUGUCUCUCGCUCAGACGAGAACUUCAUGUAUUUUCAUUACGACCUCAGUGACUGCGAUAGCUCUUUAACGAUGAUGAAAGGGCAGAUCAUAUAUUCCAACAUGGUCCACUAUACUCCAACAGAGCCUCCAGGGACAGUCAUCCGAGCUGUGCCCCUUACAUUAAACAUCCAGUGUCUAUACAAUAGAUAUCAUUAUUCCUACAAAAUGGGCUUCCUGCCUGUGGCGAGGGAGCGCAUGUUCCACAAGAUUUUUGAAAACAGGGCCAUGUUUAGUCUUUUUGUGUGCAAUGAACACUGGGAAAGACUUGAGGGAAAUGGGAGUUUUGUGCUUGGGGAGCCCAUGUAUUUUGAAGCAAGUGCUGCUUAUAUAUCUGAGGACGAAAGGAUUUUUGUUGACUCCUGCUAUGCAACAGCAUCAAGAGACCCAAAAUCAACUCCUCAACACAAAGUUAUUUUUAACUAUGGAUGUAUGGAGGACAGCAGAAGACAAGGAAGUCUGUCACGGUUCUUCCAAAGACAGUCGAACAUUAUAAGGUUUUCAGUCGAUGCCUUUUUACUCCCCCAAGUUACUGGCACGUACUUUUACCUGCAUUGCACAAUAUCGGUUCACAGAGCCACUACAAGUGCCACAGCAAAGUCAUGCACCUAUAACCGCGUAAAGAGAAGGUGGGAGGAACUCUACACCGAUGCAUCUGCUUGUGCUUGUUGUGAUUCCACAUGUGAACCUGAAUCAGCUUCUUCUUUGCCCCAUUUGAGACAAUCCAUAACAAGCAAACCCUGGAUUUUGGACAAAAAUGAACGAUCUUUAAUCAAGAGUAUGGAAGGAUGGGUCAAAGUUCAGGAGGACACAGAAAGGAUGAAGUACAAGAGUUUGAAAGGAAUCGAUGAAGAGGAAGAAGAUGGUGAUGCUGUGGAGAUUGUGACCAAUACUGAAGAACAAAUGGAAGCAAAAGAGAAAAAUAAAAAGGUGCCCAUGAAUUAUUUGGAUGAGGAUGUAGAGGUAAUUGUUGGGACAGUGGAAACUCCUGCUACAGAGUUAAAGUUUAAAAAGGGUGAUGGAUCUGGAAAAGUAAUGCUUGUUGAGGACAAGAAGAACGGGGAUGUUGAGGAUGCUGGGAGACGCAAGAGCACAAAUGGAACUGAUAAUGUUGGACAUUCUAGCGUUCAGUUGAUCGAAGAGCUUUUGGGAGAUGUUAACGACCGAGCAUCCAACAAGAGUGGAGCACAAGAAAUGAUUGACUUUACCAGGGAAGAGCUGUCCGAAGAUGAAAUCCAGCCUGACAAUUUUGAGAGAAACAUGCAUGUACAAAGCACAGUAUCAACACAAAUGUUGAUGGAUGAAGAGGUGUUUUUAAAUGCCAAACAUGAACCAGUGGAGUGGCAUCAAGAUGAACAUUAACUAACCCAAUGUGGGAGAAAUGGAGGACUGACUUUUGAGGUUGUUCCAGGGUCUCCGUGGUUUCUUGAUUGACCUUUCUUGGAGUUGCGUCUGUGGGGCAAAAGACCUCAGCAUACUUUAUGGAUUCAACUGAAUUCAAUAUACAAGUCAUUUUUUUCUGAACUUGUAUUGAAAUUGAUGCAUUCAUACGGUCUUCAAAGUACAAUGCUGACAUUAACUGUAAUGACAUCAGAAUAUUAAAAC
Carassius carassius (crucian carp) is the source of this 2202-nucleotide messenger RNA. It is a transcript of the gene zp3d.1, whose product is annotated as zona pellucida glycoprotein 3d tandem duplicate 1. The transcript has 9 exons. Bases 88 to 1959 code for a protein of 623 amino acids. Lineage: Eukaryota; Metazoa; Chordata; Actinopteri; Cypriniformes; Cyprinidae. Gene Ontology annotation, biological process: binding of sperm to zona pellucida; egg coat formation; positive regulation of acrosome reaction. Gene Ontology annotation, cellular component: extracellular matrix. The record is from RefSeq and is a predicted model, not a curated record. Gene Ontology annotation, molecular function: acrosin binding.